Molecule: messenger RNA, 732 nt
Organism: Drosophila rhopaloa
Lineage: Eukaryota; Metazoa; Arthropoda; Insecta; Diptera; Drosophilidae
Exons: 2
Coding region: 306-713 (135 amino acids)
Source: RefSeq, a predicted model, not a curated record
UCCUGGAGUGUCCUGUCCUAAAGGUAUCGUUACCUACGGCAAAUCCCAAGAAAAUCAAUACUAAUGAGCCAUUAAAUGUGGCCCCAGCUGCAGUCGGCCAUAGUCUAAUGAGCUGAGCGGCGGCGGAAAUUGAAUGUUGGCUCUAACCAAGCGGCUGCAGCAGGAAAUCACAUCAGCAUCGUUUUUAGCCAUCUCCCCGCUAAACGGAAACGGCAAAGGAAAAGGUGAAGGUGAAGGUAAAGGUAAAGGUAGCUCUAAAACGGAAGUCUUAGCCGUAAUGCCUUGCGCCUGAAUGGUUGCAUAGCAUGGGCUGCUCCAGUUCCAAGUCCACCGCCACCGUAGACGACACCAAAUUGCCGAAGACCGUUUCAGCCAAGUCAACUAAAACUAAAAUGGAGUACCCUGCCUCGGAGGCCUUUACCAUUCCUUUGGAGAGCGAAGAAACCACGGAGAUGCCGCUAAAUGAGACACUGCGUCAGCCGCCGAAGAGGAUUCAGCAGAUGUUGCAGGAGGCAGCCAGUUCGGAGCCACCAACUUUGGAAGAACUGGAGGACAAGCAGCAAAAGGCCGAGCAACGACGUCAGGAGCUGAUGCAGCAGAAAUUGGAGAUCAUCCAGAAGAAUGCCCAAAUGCUGAUGAGAAGUCCUGGAGAAAAUCCUGGAGAUGAAGAAAAUACUGGAGACAAAGAGGAGAACCCCGAAAACCCCGACUAAAAAGAUACUCCCUUUUUCA